UUUCCUUCACAAAUAAAUGUAAGCGAAAGAAAAGAGAAAGAUAAAAGGAAGGAAGAAAGCCAUGGCAGCGACGGAGGGAGAUAACGGAGAGUUCUACCUUCGUUACUACGUAGGUCACAGAGGUAAAUUCGGUCACGAAUUCCUGGAGUUCGAGUUCCGUCCAGAUGGCAAGCUCCGAUACGCCAACAACUCUAACUACAAAAACGACACCAUGAUUCGCAAAGAAGUCUUCCUUACCCCCGCCGUCCUGAAAGAGUGCCGCCGCAUCAUCUCCGAGAGCGAGAUUAUGAAGGAAGAUGACAACAACUGGCCAGAGCCAGACCGGGUUGGGAAACAGGAGCUGGAGAUUGUGAUGGGGAAUGAGCAUAUUUCUUUUACUACAUCAAAGAUUGGAUCACUUGUUGAUGUUCACAGUAGCCAGGAUCCUGAAGGGCUUCGCAUCUUCUAUUAUCUUGUCCAGGACUUGAAGUGCUUUGUUUUCUCUCUCAUCUCUCUCCACUUCAAAAUCAAGCCCAUAUAACAACCAUAAUCUCAACCAUUCAUUGCAUGCUUCAAGGGGCUGUUUUUGCAGAUGUUUGAAUUGUAUACUUUGCAGUAGGGUUUGUCACUUGCUCUUUUUUUUUCCUUUUAGUUUUAUCCGAAGCUGUCCAAGGUUUUAUCAAUGCUUGGAUUGAUGAGUAUUUCGUGGACUGGAAUGGUAGUGUUAUGAAACCUUAAUGUGUCCUGGAUGCCUCUCCAGCGGUGUCUGUAAUCUUUGGAUAUGUUAACUACUAAGAUUUUAAUCUAAAGAACUUUCAGCUGUGUUCCAAA
Populus nigra (black poplar) is the source of this 810-nucleotide messenger RNA. Its product is annotated as protein mago nashi homolog. The transcript is spliced from 3 exons. Lineage: Eukaryota; Viridiplantae; Streptophyta; Magnoliopsida; Malpighiales; Salicaceae. The coding region runs from base 62 to 520 and encodes 152 amino acids. Gene Ontology annotation, cellular component: exon-exon junction complex; nucleus. Gene Ontology annotation, biological process: RNA splicing. The record is from RefSeq and is a predicted model, not a curated record.